This is a messenger RNA of Leptidea sinapis, 2505 nucleotides long. RefSeq names its product papilin-like. The coding region runs from base 1 to 2292 and encodes 763 amino acids. Lineage: Eukaryota; Metazoa; Arthropoda; Insecta; Lepidoptera; Pieridae. Gene Ontology annotation, molecular function: serine-type endopeptidase inhibitor activity. The record is from RefSeq and is a predicted model, not a curated record. The transcript is spliced from 20 exons.
AUGGAAUUAGGCUGUUGCGAAAAUGAGACCAUUUCCGCUUCAGGACCUAACAAGCAAGGAUGUCCUGAAACAGAAGUAACAACGACAGAAGGUACUACAGAGUAUUCAGAGAUUUCCACCACAUCGACAGAAACCCUUACAACAGACAGUUCGACAAGCUUCACAGACCUAGAAGCCGAGACUACAACAGUGGUCUACACCGAAAGUACAACAGAUGUUACGACAGACGACUGUACCGCUUCUGAAUAUGGAUGUUGCCUUGAUAACAUCACUGAAGCUUCAGGACCUAACGGCCAGGGAUGUCCAUGCAGUAUAUCUGAAUUUGGCUGUUGUCCUGAUAAUGUCACAGCAGCUAUAGGUCCAAAUCUAAAAGGCUGUGGAUGCAUCACGUCUAAGUUUGGAUGUUGUUUGGACGGUGACACUCCUGCGCAUGGACCGGACCUGGAGGGCUGUUGUGCGCAGUCUCCGUUUGGAUGUUGCCCCGACAACUACAAGGCAGCUGAAGGACCACAUCUUGAAGGAUGCAGUUGCCAGACCGCCCACUUUGGCUGCUGUCCGGACAACGUCACCAUCGCACGAGGUCCCAAUAACGAGGGUUGUGGAUGUCAUUACACCGAGUAUGGAUGCUGUCCUGAUAGACAUACAGCAGCGACUGGAUAUAACUAUGAAGGCUGUGGCUGCCACACGUAUCAAUUCGGGUGCUGUCCUGACGGUGUGACGAUAUCCAGUGGCCCCGGUCUCGCGGGCUGUCUCUGCCAGCAUUCUCCAUUCAAAUGUUGUGGUGAUGAAGUCACAGCGGCUACUGGACCGGAUGGAGCAGGAUGUAACUGCGCGAACAGUAAAUAUGGCUGUUGUCCUGAUGGAACUACUGCUGCAGCAGGGCCGAAAUUCCUGAACUGUACAAAUAUACCGAUAAAUAGACAAGAGGCUUGUAGUCUGCCGAAGGACAGCGGCGAGUAUAACACUAACGUCAUAGACCGUGCAGUCGUCACAACUAAGAAGUGGUACUACGACAUGACGUACGGUGGAUGCGCACCUUUCUGGUACUUGGGCUUCAAGGGCAAUGCCAACAGGUUCUCAACACAAGAAGAGUGUCAAGAUGUCUGCGUUCAUCCAGCGCCUAGAGACGCGUGUAAAUUGCCGUCAUCAAAAGGCUCGUGCACAGGAUAUAAUGUGAAAUGGUACUACGAUUCUAACCAAGAACGAUGCGCCAAGUUUAUCUACGGCGGCUGCCUCGGCAAUGAUAACAGAUUCGACUCCGAGGAACUAUGUCAAGCCAGUUGUAGGCCUGAGAAGACUGAAGAGCAAUGCAAACAGCCAAUUGAACAAGGAAGCUGCGCUGGCUCCUAUCUCCGUUGGGGCUUCAACCCGGAGACGCGAAAAUGCAGUCAGUUCAUCUGGGGCGGGUGCGAGGGUAACGCAAACAGGUUUAAUUCUGAAGCUGCCUGUAUGAUGCAAUGCAAUGCGCCUGGAGUACCUCAAGUUCCAGAUGUAUGCACCUUGCCAGCCCACCCAGGUGACUGCGACCGCUAUGAAACACGAUGGUUCUUCGAUACGAAGCUGACAAGGUGUCGUCAAUUCUACUACGGUGGGUGUGGAGGAAACGAGAACAACUUCGCAACAGAGGCCGAGUGUGAGAACAGAUGCUCGGAGGAGGCAGCUGUCACCACCACAGUGCAGCCCACCAAUCGCUAUUGGAACGAUUAUUGCGUGCCCGAAGCGGAUCCAGGACCAUGCACCCAGUUUGAGGAGAUGUGGGCUUUCAGCGUGACGAGCGGCACUUGUAAAAGAUUCCGCUUUGGAGGCUGUGGUGGUAACAACAACAGAUUCCCCGACCUGAAAACGUGUUUGAGCAUCUGCGCGCCAGACCAAGAAGUGUGCCAACAGCCCAUGCAAGCGGGCCCGUGUCAAGGAUCCUUCAUGAAAUGGUUCUUCGACGCAGCUACCGGAUCCUGCUCUCAGUUCACAUACGGAGGAUGCCAAGGAAAUGACAAUCGGUUUGACUCUCGCGAGGACUGUGAGCGGCGUUGCAGAUCUCAAGAACCCGAGCCUGUUAGAACUACCACCAUAUCGCCGAUCCUUGUCGGCAGGAGCCAGAACCUGGCAAUUGUUUGGAGAGCUACGACUCGUGGUACUUUAACGCAAGAACUAAAGAGUGCGAAGAGUUUACCUACACCGGCUGUCAUGGGAAUGAUAAUAGAUUUGCUACAAAAGAUGAAUGCGAGAUUCAGUGUUCUGCCAGUGCGGUUACAACUAGAAGGCCUGUCCCAACAACCAGAGCUCCUGUUGUAGACACAACUCUUUCUACUGCAUAUGUCCCAGAUAGCCGGAGGGAUUCUGAGUGCCAAACACCAUCAUCUCUUGAAGCGUGCGGUGUAAACGUCACAGCAUUCUACUACGACUCCAGCGAGCAGCGGUGUGUGGAGGGAAUCAUUGGCAACUGUCCCAAUAUUAACGCGUAUAACACCGAAGAGGAGUGUGAGAGACAGUGUGGAGCAUUCAGAG